AUGUCGAACUCAAGAAACCCAAAUAUUGUACCAACGUUCUUACAACCUAACACAGUCCGCUCGUCAAGAGCUGCCAUCUUUCACGACAAUUUUGAUCAACAACAACAACAUUCAAAACCAACACACAACAACAGACUUAAAUCAUCAAGGCGUAAUCAGGACGAGGACUCUCAGGAGGAGGAAGAUAGUGAGGAUGGAGAUGAUCAACAGUCGAAAUCGAUAUUGGAGCGACUUUAUGGACAACUUCAGGGUGCCAUUGAGAUCGAAGACACGGAGAUGACGAUGCAAACCUCAGAGGCUGCUUCGAAUAAGAGGCUGUACAGCGACUCGGACAAGUCAGAUGUAGACGAAGAGGGUCAGGAUGAAGAUGAUGGCAUGGAGUUCCGACUAUUUGCUUCAGACGAAACCCCAACAACCAUUGUCCUGAAUGCAAAGGAGCCAGAGAUCAUAUAUGUGCACCGAGAGAGACCACCGCUGGAUGAGUCGCCUGGAUCAGAACGCAUGCAACAAAUCGCCGAGGCAGUCAUUGAUGCCAAAACCGUACUGGAACAAUCGCAUAUCCCAUGGGCGCGGUCAUUCUAUCCACACAAAGUCAUCCACAUCCCCUUCAAGCAAGAAACAGGAAACACAAAAGUGAAAAAGAGCAAGCGGAAACGCGAGUGGGAGAAGAAGGUCAAGGCCGGACUGAUCGAUCAAGCAACCAUCGACGCCACAACCAGGAAAACCAAAGUCUCGGAGAGCUGGGGUCAGCCUUAUACACCACGCCAUGGACUCGAUCGCUACACUAUUGAUGCAGGAACACAACCAAAGGAGACUUACUCCUCGAGAGGUGGACGUGAUGGUGGAAGGGGCGGUGCUAGUCGAGGCGGUGCUCGUGGUGGUAGAGGUGGUGGGCGUGGUCGUGGUGGCGCAGGAGCGUCUACAGGAACUACCCGUGACGGUCAUCCUGGCAAGUCGGAUCGGCACGGUGAUAACAAGAAGAAGGAGGUGUCAAUAGAUCGGCCGACAAAGAAGAAAUCUACCACUGACUCUCCAGUCAAGAAGACACAAGGAGAGAAAGUGAAGUCCAAGUCAGAGUCAACAUCAGCAGCAACAACAACAACAAAGACAACAACAGACGCGGCAAAGUCGGUUCUUCCAAAGAAACGGACGGCUGGUACCGAGUCAUCCACCAAGACUGAGAUUAGCAGCAACAACAGCAGCACUCCAGCAGCAGCAGCAGCAGCAGUACCUAGGCCACCCAAAAAACCCAAGGCAAACAAGCCCAUGACAAAACUGGACAAUAUCAUGGCGAUCUUGACCGGGAAAUAA
Linnemannia hyalina is the source of this 1311-nucleotide messenger RNA. The record is from the annotation of a GenBank genome assembly. Lineage: Eukaryota; Fungi; Mortierellomycota; Mortierellomycetes; Mortierellales; Mortierellaceae.